Molecule: messenger RNA, 132 nt
Organism: Racocetra persica
Lineage: Eukaryota; Fungi; Glomeromycota; Glomeromycetes; Diversisporales; Gigasporaceae
Source: the annotation of a GenBank genome assembly
AUGCUUAUUGUAAUUUUUGUUCUAUAUGAUGAUUUAAGAAUUUUUCUAUAUUAUAGAAAUGUUUCACAUGAUUUACAAUUACAGACAUUCGAUGAAUAUCCAAAUCAAGAUUUGGAAGUAAAUGAAAACUAG